CCAACAGUCCCAUGAGCUUAUCAUCCCAACCAAGGCCAGUCACCCUUGAGCUGCUCGUAUCCGUGGAUCUACCAAAGACUGGAGAUGAUAAGGAGAAGCCUCUCCUCAGUGGACUGGACUUCCUGCCGGACGGGAGACUGGUAGCCGUGGAUAACAUGAACAUGAAAUGUAUCAUACUGAAUGAGCGACUGCAGAGACUAGGAACACCGUACAAGUUCAAGGAUUACCCACACAGCGUAUUAUGUGUGUCUCAUGAUACACUGUGUGUAACGGGUGGUUAUAAAGAAGUAUGGCUCUUGUCUGUGAGUACAGACAAUACCAUCACACUGACCAGGGAGAUCAAUACAACAUCCAAGUUCUUCUAUAUAUGCUGCAUGUCUCCAUCUAACAUGGUCGUGAGUACGUACGAUGAUCCCCGUCCACUUAGAAUGAUAUCAGUGGACGGGGUUGAGACAGACUUUGAUCACAUCCUGACGUUUCCAAAGAAGACUUACAAAUUAAAUGAGAGUGCGUGCACGUAUGUCCAGUCUAAGAACACGUUAGUACUGACUGACAGGUACGCUCACACUGUGUACAUGAACGACACCGUGAAUGGCACAUCUAGAACAGUCACUAAUGAGAACAUACAGGAACCUUGUGGUGCCUGUGUAGGACCUGGUGACACGGUGCUGGUGUGCAGUAAGAAUAAGAACUCCAUCGUGCAUCUGACCAUUGACGGUAAAAUACUGGGUACAUACCCAGUGGAUAUGUGGUACCCGUUAAGCAUAUGUGUGUCUAAGGAUGGCACCAGGCUGGUGGUGUCUAACUGCCCUAUACGCGUCAGGAAACUUCAAUUGUAUAAGAUAUCACCGGCAAUGAGUUAGCUGACUAGUAAGAUGUAAAUGUUAUCCAUGUGAUCAGGCUUUCUACACAAUUAUUAAAUAUUGACUUUCGUGUAUUGUUUGUGUUAAACAACUCGGAAUACUAUUCCGAUUAAUUAAAAUUAAAUAGUGUUGUAAUAAGGUUUUAUCGUUGAAGAAUUUCAAAAGAUUCCGAACUACCUAUGUAUUUUGCAUGUAUUAUAAUGUAAUAUGUGUAUUUCUACCUACCUUCAAUAACUAUUUUAGUGUAUAUUUGAAGACAUUUAAAUAUAUUGUAUAUGUAAUUUUAUUUAAAUUCGCAUUUCAUGCAACGUAACCGGUGUGUACAGUAGUUCGGCGCGUUAAAGAUUUGUAAAUAUGUGUUAAUUUUUGAAAAUAAUAACUAUAGCAAUAUUGCUAAGCAUAUGUUUUCUUAAUGCCAUAAACAAUUCAUUCAAAAUAAUGCUUGUUUUUGUUAAGCCUACAUACGCAACACGAUUUAUGUUUAUCAACAAAUUCGACUAGAUCAUGAAUUCCCAGCCUGUCACCUCUGCCUGUCAAUAGUCUAAUAGCCCCGUCACACCGAACUGACGUCCUUUCGGCGACCUAAGACUGUGUUUCUGAAAAUUUCUGACUGUCGUAGUAAGGACGCCAAUGACUUUUUCGGUAUAAAUGCUGUUUUUCGCCUUCCCGUCACACCAGCGUCCUGGUUUAUGGCGUUCUGCGCGUCCUCAUGGGGUCCUUAAUCCGUCCCUGGCGACCUUACCGCGUUCGUACUGCGUUUCACGGCGACCAUACGGCGUCUGAGCGGGGUCCUUGGCAUUCUUACUGCGUUCUUAUUGCGACCAUAGUCGUUCUGAGGACGCAAUAGACGUACAAAGGACGUACUAAUGACGCAAUAAAGUCGCCGUACGGUCGCCUUGCAGUCAAUGAUCAUUGUCUGUGGGUUUUAGCGGCGACCACACGACGUCCAUGGCGAAUUUACAGCGACCUUACCACGUCCCUACUUCGACUACUGCGUCUCUACGGCGUCCCUACGACGUCUUUUACAGAACGCCGUAAAACGCCGGACUUCGGCGACUACUUUAAACAUGUUCAAAGUAGUCGCCGUGGGCUCGCGUCCUGUACAAUUUUCGCCAGUCUCACUUCGUCCUCUUGCUUCCUUACUGCGUUCCUCCGGUGUCUAUGACAUCCUCACUGCGACCUGGGUCGCCGUAAGGACGCAGUAAGGACGCCAGUCCGGUGUGACGGGGGUAAAAGAUGCCUUUUAUCGUUCCAAUGUAGAGGAUACUUAAUAAGGCCAUUAAUUUCAGUUACUUUUGUUUGUUUUCAAAUAAAUUAUCAAAACGAUUACAUGUAUAUCAAAUUAAUUCUAUAUUAUUUUCUUAAUCUUAGCUUUGUUAUUAUUUUAUUUUAAAAUAAACCAAAAGUUGCAAUUUGUAA
Molecule: messenger RNA, 2282 nt
Organism: Dreissena polymorpha
Lineage: Eukaryota; Metazoa; Mollusca; Bivalvia; Myida; Dreissenidae
Exons: 2
Coding region: 12-863 (283 amino acids)
Source: RefSeq, a predicted model, not a curated record